GGUGUUUGUUCUCAUCGUAGGCCUCUUCUCUAUGUUAGAUUUUAGCAUGUCAAGAACCGCCAAUUACUCAAACUCCCAAAUCAUCAGUAUGCACGGAAUCCAUUUGCAAUCAAUGGUCAUUAACAACUUAAAUUCCACGGUAAAUUCAACGUUUGUAGCCGGAUGCAAUGUCAUGUUCAACAUCACGAACAAACGAGAUAUGGAGUAUUUUUAUGAUAAGGGAGUGAUAUGGGUAAUUUUCGAUGAGAAAAUCAUGUGGACGUUACCAACAAAUGAAUUUUAUCAAGCAGUCGGAGAGACAACGUUGGUGAAUGCAUCGGCUAUUCCUGCAAAAUUGGAGACAGAUUUGUAUGUACCAGGAGCACUUGCAAGUGAUAAGAAAUUGCAUGAAUGGGAAAUGUUUAAGGUGAGGUUUGACAUAUAUUAUAGGGGUGGCGUAGGAAGAAAUGGAUUUAAUUUAGGUGGAUUAAAGUAUGUUUGCAAUGUCAAUAUGUCUUUUCGUGAUGAGACUACACUUGUUGGUGGACCAAGCGCUUGUAUUGGUAGCGUAGAGGAUAUCACUAGUUGUGACAACUUGUUCUUAUGUUCUACAAAUUAAAAACAAUGCAAGUUGUAUGAGCUAGCUCUUGAUUUUGAUAAAAGAUAAUAUUUUUUUA
Messenger RNA from Capsicum annuum, 656 nucleotides. RefSeq lists its product as uncharacterized. The record is from RefSeq and is a predicted model, not a curated record. Lineage: Eukaryota; Viridiplantae; Streptophyta; Magnoliopsida; Solanales; Solanaceae.